Patella vulgata (common limpet) is the source of this 2336-nucleotide messenger RNA. Its product is annotated as DNA polymerase subunit gamma-2, mitochondrial. Gene Ontology annotation, biological process: mitochondrial DNA replication. Bases 236 to 1438 code for a protein of 400 amino acids. The transcript has 11 exons. Gene Ontology annotation, cellular component: mitochondrion; cytoplasm. The record is from RefSeq and is a predicted model, not a curated record. NCBI's taxonomy places the organism in Eukaryota, Metazoa, Mollusca, Gastropoda, Patellidae.
AGAGGCUCUAGAUCUUUGUCUGGAUAAUCAAGUUAUAAUUUAUUCCCAUUGACUUGGAAUUCCCGGCCAAACGUCAAACACGUGUGGUUGUUUGUUUUCGGAUUGGGGAAAUUCGAACUGUGCUCAAUGUAUGUGUUUAUCCCAUGAGAGGAAAGAAUCCUUGGGCUGGCCCAGGAUGACAGUUAUUAUAUAGAGCUUGCACUAUUAGAAGGAAGACUACAAAUAUUUAUGAACAAUGGCUUCAACAAAUUUGCUUCAAGCAAUGAAACAAAUUUUGGUAGCACAUGGAUUUUGGUUGGAAAAGUCUUGUCUUCAUGGUCAGCAGAAUAUUUCCAAAAUGAAUUAUGGUACCCCAGGGGCACUGUUAAGAAGAAAUAUUAAAACAGAAUGGUAUGAUAAUGUCAUUAGUAGUGAUAGUAAUGUAUUUCCAGUGGAAAACAAUAUUAUUAGUGACGUUACAGAAGAAUCAAGUAUAGAUAAAAGAAAGUUUAAACUAUCUUGUGUAAAUAAUGAAGAAAUGAGGCAUUGGUUUAUGAGAAGAAAUUUUACAGAAGAUAUGUUAGAACAUUACAUACCCUCUUUAAAUUUAGUGAAUGGCCGUCUACCAUUUACCCUAGUUCAAAUUGGAAAAAUAUAUAAUGAGGAUCCCGAUGAAAAUUCUGAUGCUCUGUGGAACCGGAUUAUAGAAGAGACAAUUAUGGCUGUACAACAUUAUACAGCACCAAGUAACAUGUUUCAAACACUGGAUCAGUGGAUUGUUAAUAGACUACGAUGGUGGAAAAAGUUUUUAAGUAACCCAGGAGAGCUCUCUACAGUUGAAGUAAAAUCAGAAAGUAGUGAUAUAACCAUGACAAAAAUACAGUAUAAAUGCCCAUGGGGAUUAGAAACUAUUGAAACUGUAUGCAAUAUACAAGAUCAACAUUUACAAAACUUAGAAACGAAAACAGGUAUUAGUUGUAAGGGCAAAUGGAUGAGAAAGACUGUUUUGCCUCAUGUUCUUCAUUUGCAGACAUCUUUAGAAAAAAGUAUGAUGGCAAUUUUGGUUGAUAGUUUUAAAGAAAAAGAGAUAUUUUCCACUAAAUCGGUCAAAAAACAAGAUCCUAGAUAUGUACUACAGUUACAUACUCACCUAGCACCAUUUAAAGUGGCAUUAGCAACCAGUGGUAAUAAAACCAAAGAGAUAAGACAUUUGGCAGAUCACUUUCUGCAAGAACUCAGGCAAAAUGGAAUGAUGGUUUUAGAUGUAUCAGAUUCCAAUGGCCAAACCAGCCAGUUCAAAAGAUAUGAUGAGCUAGGAAUUCCAUAUACUGUUAUUAUGAAUGAUCAAACAUUAGAUACAGGUGUUGUUGGAUUAAGAAAUCGUGAUACAAAUCUUCGGGAACAGCUUCAUGUUAGCAACAUUACUGAGAAACUUGUCAAAUACCUGAGACCAAUAUGAUGUGCUGUUUACAUUAUUUCCUGGAAAAUCAUCACAGAGUAAAACCUCACCCCUUUGGGUGAUGGAGUCCCAGUAGUCAAAAAUUGACCAGAGCACAGGCGAACCAGCUGCUCAGAAAUCUUCCUGACACUUUUAGACAGAUAUUUGUGCUGUGCAAAAAUGAAUUAAAAACAUCAGUUAUUUGAUAAAAGAUAAAAGUUCUUAGUGAUAAUAUAUUUGUAUGCAUUUUAUUGUUUUCAAGAGAUAUAUUUUACAAACAGAAACAUGAUUUGGGGAAUUUACACGAAUCAUGUUUUCCCAAAUUGUCAUGCAAGACAAGAAAGAACAAAGACAUGCAUGCAAUUCAAAUUAAAUAAUUUUCAUGGAUAUGAAAUAGUGUUCAUAGUAAAAUGAGGGUGAUUUGAAAUAUAUUUUCAUGUAUUUUUAAUACUUGAAAUAUAUUUUUAUUGUAUUGUUAAUAUAGAUUUAUACAGUUCACCUCAAUGCUGUAAAUAAAUUAUAUACAUAAAUGAAAUAAAGGGAUCUGUAUUUCUGAUAUUCAUUUGGAAAAAAUAUACAAUUUUAAAGAUGGUAAAAGGUACACCAAAGUAAAAAUUCAUAUACAAUUUUGUUGAAUUCCUAUAAAGUCCAUGUUGUAUAUUGUUAGAUACUAAUCUUCCUAGGUUUCUUUUAAAUAAAGAGAUUUACACACAUAAAAACAUCACUUUAAUAACAGACUAGUCAACUCUCUGGAUCGAUUGUACCAAUACCCAUCGGCCAUCCUGAUAUUUUGAUAGACAAAUGAUCUUGUCGAAUAUCGCCUCAUGUAUUUAAGCUCGCAGCACGUCAACAUGGAAAAUCCCUGAUCAACAUAAAACCAGACUGAGUUUCUAUACUAGCAGAAUUUUUUGUAUCUCAA